UGCACGCCAGACUGGAUUUUCUUUCACGAUGGCAGCAGCUCAUCGUCUUCUGUCUGCUGAUCAGUACUGCUGCUCUGUGUGUCUGGAUGUCCUGAAGGAACCGGUCAGCCUUACAUGUGGACACAACUACUGCCUGGACUGCAUUAAUGGCUACUGGGACAUAUCAGAUGAAGAGGGGAUCUACAACUGUCCUCUGUGCAAUCAAACAUUUAAUGUGAGGCCUGUGGUUAAAGAAAAUGUAAUGGUGAAAGAUCUUAUAGCUCAACUAAAUGAUAUUGAGGUGUGUGUCUCACCAUAUCUGAAUUACUCUGGACCUGAUGACGUGCCCUGUGAUGUGUGUACUGGGAGAAGACUGAGAGCAGUGAAGAGCUGCCUGACCUGCAUGGCCUCCUACUGUGAGACUCACCUGCAGCCUCACCGGCAGUCUGAAGCCUUCAAUGCACACAAACUGGAAGAGCCCACAGGAAACCUUGAAGAGAAAAUUUGUACGAAACAUCAGAAGGUGCUGGAAGUCUUCUGUAGGACCAAUGAAAGCUGCAUCUGCUUACUGUGCAUGGUGACUGAACACAAGAGUCACGACACGGUGACACCUGAAGAAGAGAGAGCUGAGAGACAGAAUCAGCUGGACCACAGGAAGGCUGAAAUAAAAAAGAGAAUUGAGGAGAAGGAGAAGAAACUGGAAAGGAUGAAGGAGACCGUAGCGAGGAUUCAGAAUUCUGCAGAUAGUGAAAUGCAGGAACACGAAGACCUCUUCUUGUCUGUACUUCAGUCCAUUGAGAGGCUGAGGUCAGAGAUCACCAAGGUGAUUAGAGAUCACGAGAGUAGGGAAGUGAGAAAGGCUGAAAAAGUCAUUGAUCAGCUGGAGAUGGAGAUCAUGGAGCUGAAGAGGAGAGACGCUAAGCUGGCCAAGCUUUCACAGACAGAAGACCACAUCCUCUUCCUAAAGAUGUUCCCAUCUAUCUGUGAUCCUCCUCAAGAUGAAGACUCUCCUGACAUCAAAGUCAAUGGAAAUGUACUGCCUGAGAUGCUGAGGAAGGACCUGGUGGACCUGAAAAAAAGUCUGGAGGAGAUUGUUGGCUGGGAGUUUGUGAAGACCAAUGAAACCGGGAUCAUCACCCCACGUUUUGUUCUGUCGAAUCUGAAUAGUAGAAACAACUUUUUACAAUACAUUUGUACACUCACCCUGGACCCCAACACAGCAAAUCGACGCCUUCGCCUGUCUGAAAAGAAUAAAAAGGUGACAGACAAGAGGACAGUGACCCCGUAUCCCAAACACCCUGACAGAUUUGGCUUUUGGCCUCAAGUUCUGUGCAGAGAGGCUCUGAGUGGGACUCGCUGGUACUGGGAGGUCCAAUGGAGUGGAGAGAGGGCUGCGAUUGGAGUCGCAUAUAAAGGAAUUGAAAGGAAAGGACACAGUGACGAGUGUCCUCUUGGAUCCAAUGACAAGUCCUGGUGCUUGUUCUGCUCUGAUUCCAGUUACUUUGUGCAGCACGAUAACAAGGAGAUCCAACUCGGCGCCCAUGGCAGCCACAGGAUAGGUGUGUAUUUGGAUUGGCCUGCUGGCCUUCUGUCAUUUUAUAGCAUCUCAUACAAAAUGAUCCUCCUGCACAGUUUCAAUGCUUCUUUCACUGAGCCACUCUAUCCAGGGUUUUGGGUUGGACCAGACUCCAGCGUCACAAUUUGCGAUCAAAACCCAUUUGACCAGUGACCAGCAUCCCUCAAAGAUUUCUUUACCACAGGUCUUUUUUUAUGAUAUUUGGAAUGAAGAAAAUUCAAGGUUGCUGGUAUAGAGAAAAACAGCAAUUAUGGAGGGACAACAUCACCUUGACUCAAGUUAGAGUUAAGACUAAGUCAGUCCUACUCUUUGUACUUACUUCUUUUAAGGUGCCGCUGAACACACAUUGUUACAUGACAACACAAAGCCAUUUUAGUGCAAAUUCAGUCCUGUAAAGGUGCAGGCUUACAGACAAUAGGAGGAGAACCCAAAAGCUGCAGAGAGUUCAUGAGUAGUGAGGAGCGAAACAGGGAAGUUUCAAUUCACAUACAGUUUUGUAAAGCUGACACUAAAAUGUAUUUUAUUUAACAAAACACAAAGCUCAAUAAAAUGGGAUUUUUUUGAGAGGUUGGAAAUAUUUUUUGGAGUGGAGAGAAAUAACCGCACCACAGUCUUGUUCAUACGUUUAGAGGCAUACCAGCAAGUUCCAUGUUUAUUUAUGCCUGCCAUUCACAUCACUACAGUGACACUCGUCUCUUUCUUAAAAUGUGACAUGCUGUAUAUUCUCCUCAUGAAGACACCCCAAAAUGCACCACCGUGCACAUCAAUGGGGUUUCUCAGCAUGAAAGCUCACUACAUGAAAAAGCUGCUCGUCCCCCUCAAACCACCUCUGUUACUUAGGAACUUCCCUUUCCUGAUCCUUAAUUCCUGUAGAUGAGAGGUACACGGUCCAUGCACUCUGGAGCCUCCAGUUUCAUUGCACUCUCCUAUGCAUCUUUAGCACUGCGAUCGGCAAAAUUGUCGUCAAAACCACAUGAAAAAUGUCACCACAGAGUGGCAGAUUCAUGGCUCUGAGGCUAAGGAUCUGUGGUGGUUUCUAGAAGGUUGCAGAUUCAAAUCCUGUUACUGCCAGAAGGGGGCUUAGUCCGUUGGGCUCUUAAGCAAGGAACUUAACCUGGAAAUGGCUCCAAGGAACUUGGAAUAUAUAUAUAUAUUUUUUCACCAGCAGGUUAUGACUGAGGAUUACAAAUCAUUUGUCUUGGUAGAAUCUAAAGAUUUUAAAGCUAAAGAAAAUUCAGGAAAAAAGUAAAGGGGUGAUGUGAGAAGACAGUAAGAUAGUGUCUGUGUCUGUGGAAACUCAUGAAUGUGAGACCAUUAGAGAGAAAGAGGGGGCAGACAGAAAAAAUGAACAAGGAACAGAGUGUGAGGGCAAAAUAAGACACACAGGAGCGAGAAGAAAGAGUCAGAAGUCAUGCUGAUGGAGCCGCUGUGUGUCUCUGCUGCUGUGUUCUCACUGAGGUUUAUGAAGAAAUAAAAAAUAGCACCUUGAGUUUUCAAAGGUGCUACAUCAAUGGGGAAAAAAGCACAUUUUCCCUUGAUUUACCCCUCUGCUCCAAAGUUUAAAAUUACAAAU
Messenger RNA from Polypterus senegalus (gray bichir), 3128 nucleotides. Its product is annotated as tripartite motif-containing protein 16-like. Gene Ontology annotation, molecular function: zinc ion binding; protein binding. The record is from RefSeq and is a predicted model, not a curated record. NCBI's taxonomy places the organism in Eukaryota, Metazoa, Chordata, Cladistia, Polypteriformes, Polypteridae. Bases 29 to 1708 code for a protein of 559 amino acids. The transcript is spliced from 6 exons.